AUGGUCGACCUGUCGGCUGCCGCGAAGAGCUCCUUUGCUGCGGCCCUGCAUCGGCUCAAGGGCGGCCUUGGCAGUGCCCAAGAGUUGGUUGAGGUCAUCCUUUCCGUAGAUGCUGAGCUUCUGAUCCAUGAAAAGGCAGAAGUGGAGGCCGAGCUCUCCGGAGGGACCUGCAUCGUCAUGCGCAUCGAGGGCAUCGGCCAGGCCGCGCGAAGGUUGGCAGUAGCACACCUUGGCGACUGCCGAGCGGUCCUUGGAAGGAUCAAGAGCUCCAACGGCAGCGCGCACGGCUCUGAGUCUCAGCCCAGUUGGACAACCUUGCGGCUCACGGAGGAUCAUCGGCCAGGAGAGGCUUUGGAGGCUGCGCGGCUCAUCUCCUGCGGUGGCCGCGUGCAGAAGAUGCCGGGGCCCGCGCAAGUGGACCCUGCCAACCUCGGCCCUCCGAGGCUUUGGCACCGGCAGCGGGGCCAGGCGCCGGGGCUGGCCAUGAGCCGCGGGCUGGGGGAUACCUUGGGCAAGGCGUGCGGCCUCUCGCCAAAGGCGACGUCGCUGGACAUGGAGCUAACUUUGGAGGACGCUGUGGUUGUUUUGGGCUCGGACGGCGUCUUUGAUGUGCUUUCUGAUGCGGAGGUGUUGCACUGCUGCCGGCAGUUCAUCGAAGGAAAAGACGCAACCAAGGCGGCGGAGGCGGUGGUUGCGUCGGCACGGCGUGCCUGGCAACAGCGAGGCCCGUACGUGGACGACUGCACCUGCGUAGUGCUGUUUCUCUGA
Molecule: messenger RNA, 768 nt
Organism: Effrenium voratum
Lineage: Eukaryota; Dinophyceae; Suessiales; Symbiodiniaceae
Source: the annotation of a GenBank genome assembly